Paramecium sonneborni is the source of this 1126-nucleotide messenger RNA. NCBI's taxonomy places the organism in Eukaryota, Ciliophora, Oligohymenophorea, Peniculida, Parameciidae. The record is from the annotation of a GenBank genome assembly.
AAUGAAAGCUACUCUUGCAAUUCUCUUGUUGAUAAGCAUUGCAUCUGCAACAUCAACUCAUGAUUAAAUAAUGGCUCUUCUCCAAACUGGUACAAAAGCUAUGGAUGCCAUUGAUACUGUUUUUGGUUUAUUGAAUGAUCUUAUUCAAUCAAAUAAAGAUGCUUAAUUUGCUGCUGAUUAAAAGAAUGAAACAGAUGAAUGGGUUGGAGCUUAGUAAUUAUAAUCUUUAAUUUUAGAACAAUUGAAUAAUUCACUAAAAUCAAAUCACUCAACUAAAAAUUAUUUUAAUAAUCAGUUGAAAAUAGAGCCUUAUUUGAAUAAGAACUUUAAGAUACUAAAAAUUAUCUUGCUUGGAAUGAAUAAAGAUAAGAUGAAAUUGCUAGAAAAAUUAAUGUUCUUCUUGAUGAAUAAUGUCUUAGUAAUUAACUCUUUGUUAGAUCAAUCAAAUAAAAUAGAGAGGCUCUUGAAGUUGUUAGAGUUCUUAAAUAAGAUGUUGCUGGUUAUAUCAUUAAUGGAGAUUCAUUAGAAUUUGUCUAAGAAAAAACUACUUCUGUUGCUUAAAAAUUAAAAGGCUAUAGCAAUCUUUUUAAUGAUUAAGAAAUCAAAACCUUUUUGAGUUUAGCAUAAACUAAAUAAGAAGAAGGAGUUAGCAGAGGAGCUACACUUGCUGAAAGAGUUCUUGCUGUCCUUGAAUCACUUGAAGCUAAUCUAUAAGCUUCACUUGAAGCUCUUGAAGUUAAUGAAAUCAAUGCCUCAUGGGAAUUAGCUGGCUGGGUUUCAUUAAGUGAAGCUGAAAUUGCUAAUCUUAAAGUUGAAUAUGAAAGAAAAUAAGUCUUUGCUGAUAGAUUAGCUACUGUAUAAUUAUUAUUAUUCAUCUUUAGUAAAUCUAAGCUGCCUUAGCAUAACAAGCCAAAUCUAAAAUCAUCUUAUAAGAAUCAUAAGAUGCACUUGAUUAAGCUUAAGCUGAUUUAGAAAAUAAAAGAGCUGAUUAUGCUGAAGCUAAAGCCAAAAGAGAUGAAGAAAAUGCCAUCCUUGAAGAAGUUAUCAUCAUGUUCAAAAAACAAGUUGCCUCAUGGUCUGGAAGAUGAUUCAUAUAACUAAUCAAGUUAUUCAAAAAUAUCCAUUC